This is a messenger RNA of Puccinia graminis f. sp. tritici CRL 75-36-700-3, 655 nucleotides long. RefSeq lists its product as uncharacterized. The record is from RefSeq and is a predicted model, not a curated record. The transcript has 2 exons. Lineage: Eukaryota; Fungi; Basidiomycota; Pucciniomycetes; Pucciniales; Pucciniaceae. The coding region runs from base 1 to 513 and encodes 170 amino acids.
AUGUUCUCCCUUCAAUUUUCGAGCUUGAUUACGAUUACUAUGAGCAUGAUGGCUCUAAGUAACGCUGCCCCGAUGCCGCAGAUAGGGUUGUCGAACUUCAACGGAGGAAACCAAUACGGAAGUUCGCAAUACGGCACCAACGGCUUUGGGAACAACGGCUUCAACAGUGGUUACAACGGCGGCCAGGCCGAAAGCGUUGGCCAAUCGAGCUCGAACUCAUUCCAACAGUCGUCCGGUACAUCCACUCAAUCCUCAGGAGCCUCCAACGAAGUCUUUGGAUCGGGCGGAGCCUCGGGCUAUGGUGCCAAUGGCUUCGGCUCGAACGGCGCGAGUAACUAUGGAUCCGGAUACAACCGUGGCUCUUCAGCUCUCGGGGGUGGCCUCGGAGGUGGCCUCGGAGGUGGUCUCGGAGGUGGAUUGGGUGGCGGGCUCCCUGGAGGUGUUGGCAUUCCUGGUGGGAUUGGAGGAAUUGGCGGCGGUUAUGGAGGCCCUAGAGGAAUCGGAGGCUUUUAAUCUGCAUCCCCUCGACUUCCUCUUCUCUUCUUUCUCUUCUCUUUCUUCCGGCCGGUCUGUUGCUUGGAGUGGAUGAGAUACAUUUUUUUUUAUUUAACUCGACUUAUCAUAGUGUCUUGUUGUCAAUUCAAUUACUUCCUUC